Messenger RNA from Ochlerotatus camptorhynchus, 1031 nucleotides. RefSeq lists its product as uncharacterized. The record is from RefSeq and is a predicted model, not a curated record. Bases 315 to 1031 code for a protein of 238 amino acids. Lineage: Eukaryota; Metazoa; Arthropoda; Insecta; Diptera; Culicidae. The transcript has a single exon.
AUAGGUAUUUGAGCGGUUUUACGAAUAUGAUCGCUCUACCUGCUUUAAUAUACAUCAUGCAUGGCUACCUCUUAUAGUUAACGAUCUUCUAAAUAUUUUUUUUCUGUAUAAGUUAUCCAUGCCAUCCGAAGUUAUUUAGUUUGGGAGUGCAUCCACUGCUUGAUACAGUACCUCCUCUGAAUCUUAGGCAUUGUUAUUAAAAUUAAAAUCGCGUAGCCGAAUUCAUUCGUUCUAAGUUUGCAAAUCCGCAAAUCGUGCCUUUCCGCUUGCUUAUUCGUGAAAACGAGCAAAUUGAUCCAUCAUAACCACCUAGCAUGAUUAAUCUCUUACAAAUCCUCAACCCCGUCCUAGUCCGAGCCAAUUUGCUUGCAGGUCACAAAGCAGCAAUGUACCUCGUAUUGUACUGUUCGCUUCUGUUGCUAUCGGUAGCAAUAGAAGUCAUCGCAGGCAUAAAGGCCCAACCUGUGAACUAUACUUUUUGUUCAUGCCCGUGUGAGAAACUUGUGCCGGUAGAGGUAGCUCCUUUCUUCACUACGGGCGCAAAUUGUGUGUACAUAAAAAGUGUCUAUAGCAAAGGGGCCCUCUUCACAGCGGAUGUACUGGACAGGGGAAAUCGUUUCGUGUAUCACGAUGUUGCACAUGCGACGAUUGCGAAGCCCAGCCACCCGCAUACGGCAUUUUGGAAGAUCUACUAUCCGUGGAAAAACGUUAGUGACAGUGCUGACGUUCCGCUGGUGAUUCAGAACAUUUUGUCGUCGGAGUAUAUGGUUGUAACGAACGAGGUGGUAAAAUGGACUGACCGCGAGGUGGUUACCCUGCCAGCCCUGACACCGUGGUCGCUGUGGUACUUUACCCGCCAGUCACAGCAUUAUAAAAUUCGGAAUCACCUUACGGAAGAGUUUGUUUUCUCGGACGAGCAGUUUAAGAACGGCUGGAACGAGGGUAAAAUCUUCACCGAUACCAUCAAGCGUAGCUCUUCAGAUGACUUUCCGGGGAAGUAUGCGUUUAACAUUAUACCGUGUUAUGAUUAG